CUAGUAAAACUUACAGCGAGAUGAAGCCUUGGUCUGCAGCUAAAAAAAGGUAAUUAAUGAUUUUAACUAGGGCAGUUUCUGUGCUAUGAUGGUAUUGUCUCCUGCCCGGAUUGCAGCCAUUCUCAUGGCAGUCAGGAGAGUGAGAGAAGGCCAACCACUCACUGUAAGGCAGUUCCAGAGGCUGCUGGGUCUCAUGGCGGCGGCGUCCAACGUGAUUCUGCUUGGCCUCCUCCAUAUAAGGCCCCACCAGUGGUGGCUCAGGGACAGAGGGUUCUCCCGAGGGGGCAGCCCACUCUGUACUAUCAAGGUUUUGAGGUGAGCUCCUCGAACCUUGGAUAUAUGGAGGGAACACGUUCUUGUCUCAGGGCCCAGUCCUGGGAGCGCCUUGUCGUCGCGUAACGCUAACCAAGGUCGGUGGGACGAGCUACAUAGUUUAUGGCACCUAAACUGUAUGGAGAUAAUGGCUGUGCUUGGAGCGUGUAGUGAUGGUCUUGGAAAUAGUCACGUCAUCAAUGCACUUGCCGAUGUAGCUGGUCACUGUUGACGUGUACUCUUUCAAGUUAAUGAAAUUGUUGUUGGUUGCAGCUUCCCUGAACAUGUCCCAGUCGGUAAAUUCAAAGCAGUCCUGGAGAGCAGACAUGGAUCCUGCUGGCCAGGUUCUCACCUGCUUUCGAGCUGGUCUUACAUGCUUGCUGAGGUUUCUGUAUUCUGGGAUCAGCAUAACAGAGAUGUGGUCAUAUGUAUUGCUGCGGGUUGGUCCACCCCUUUGACCUUUGUCAGGUUUUACGACAUCGACAUGAGAUGGUGUAAUCUCAUCAGUAUGGUGUAAUGGUAUGCUUGUUCCCAAACGUACGUAUGUAACCCAUUAUGUAUGUAACCCUAGUUCCUUGAGGGAACGAGACGCUGUGUCUCAAGCCAUACUCCCUGCAUCCCUGAAAGUGCUUACCUUUUCUUUCCUCAGAAACUAAUGUCGCUACCAUCGCUAAGCUGUUUUGUAGCUUAAUGGUUUACACGACGUCGCCCGCCGAUAACAUCACGACUUGCCUAUUGGCCGGAUUUUACACGUGAUUCAGAGCGUGGACAACGCGGGGGCGUACCCAAAGAGUUUUGAAGCAUUGUCUCAUUCCCUCAGGGAAAUAGGGUUACAUACGUAACCUGGAGACAUUUAGAUGGUGUAAAAUUUCGCCCGUUAAUGGCACCAGCAGCACAGGAAUAUUGUCAUCAGCCACAUCUAAAAGAGUUUCACAGACAGCAGGGUUGACAAAGCAGGCAUCUGCAGCAAGUGGUGAGAACCUUUCACUUGUUGGAUCCAAGAGCCAAGCAAAACUUUUUACUUAGUUCUUAGACAUACGAGGUUGUAUCAAAACGUUUUGAGACUAAUGGUGUUAAGUUAUGCUAUACUGACCAUAUGGUACCACUUCUGUGAUUUCAUCAUGGACAAGUUUGAACAAAGAGCAAGUGUAAAAUUCUGUGUGAAACUGAGCAAAUCUGCCUCAGAGACAUGACAUACAUUUGACUUUUGAGGUGUUUUGAGCAGCACACCCACUUUACGAGCGGAAGAACAUUACUGGAAGACUUACGAGCUCAACCCCCAAAAAUGGUUCUAUUCUGCAACUUGUACACGAUGAUCAUUGGAGAACAAUCCACAUGGUUUCACUUCCGCUCCCACCGUACUCACCAGAUUUGUCUCCUGCGGAUUUUGCCCUCUUCCAGAAGAUGAAGAUCCAGCUUAAAGGUUGCCAUUUUGACAUCAUUGGAAAUCCAGCAUGAAUCGCAGAAGGUGCUUGACACACUUCAAAAAGAAGACUUCCAGGACAUAUUUCAUAAGUGGCAGGAAUGCUGGGAGGACUGUAUUGAAUUUUGUAUUUUGAAGGUGAUAGUGUGUAAAUAUAGAUAAAUAAAGUACUGUCUUGUAAACAGUGUUAGUCCUGAAACUUUUUGAUACCACCACACCUUUUUAGUAAUACUCAUAUUUCCAGCCUUCUGUUGCCCCAUCCCAACUUUUUUUAGACAUGCUGAAGUCAUCAAAUUCAAAAUAAUUUUUUUUUUCUUUUUUUUUUUUCUUUUUUUUAACUGAAAAUGGUGCAUUUCCAAAAAUGUGUUUUCUGUGUUAUAUUGAAAAUAAAAUUGGGUGCAAUUGCAUUCUCUUUGUAUUUACAUUUUACAUAACAUCCCAACAUUUUUCACAGUGUCCCACUAAUUUCUGAAUAUCACAUAUUUACUAUUUCGGAAUGGAACAGUGAUGUAAGACUCCAUGUGAGUUCAAGUCUAAACACUAAUCUGCCACUCAAUGUUACAAUGUUACUUUAAAAAUCACAAUUACCAUCAGACUGUUUUAUUUGUUUUAAUGUUAUAUGCUAAAUGGAGUCCUACUGAAUUCAUGUAUGCCAAAUGUAAUGUGUAUGUAUCAAAUAACAGAAGUAUUAAGUAACAAACAGCAAUACUGACACUCUUCUUAAUGCCCAAGAUGUCCACUUCUAAUGCACUAUGUACUGUGGAUAUGGAUAGAUGGCUGUUGUCAGCUUUAUUUAUAACUUGAUAGCUGACUACUUAAGUGAAAUUUAACCUCUUUCUCUCCCCCCACCCCUUCUCUUCUCCCUUCUAAAAUCAAAUGAGACUUCUCCUCUUCCUACUCAGUCCUCCGUGUGAUUUUCCACUAGUGUGGUGGCUGUGAACAUCUAUUAAUAAUCUUCUGUGUGUGUAGUAGAGCUUAUGUUCUGGUGAUUAGUGAUAUCAGGAUUAAUUAAAAAUGUCAGGAUUCUUGGACAUGGUGGCCAAAAAUAAGAAUUUAGCUAUGUUUGGCUAUGUAGAGUGUGGUCCUUGCACUGGAAAAAAACAAAAGGCCAUUAAAUCUUGUCUAGAGUGCUUGGACUCCUACUGUCCAGUUCACUUCAAGAUCCAUGAGGAACUGCACUCAGGACAGCAUCACAAAUUAACAAAUGCCACAGGGUUUCUCCAAGACAAGAUCUGCUCUAGACAUGGCAAGCUGCUAGAGGUCUUUUGUUGCUUGGAUCAGCAAUGUGUCUGUCUCAUGUGUACAAUGGAUGAUCAUAUAGGACAUAGAAUUGUGUCUGCUUUAGCAGAGAGAACAGAGAAACAGAGCCAGAUAAGUGAGCCAAAGAUGAAAUCACAGCAGAGGAUCCUGGACAGAAAAAGGGAGCUGGGAGACCUGCAGAAAGCUGUUGAAUCUCAUAAGCAAUCUGCAAAGGCAGCACUGACCGAGUGUGAGAAGACCUUCACUGAAAUUAUUUGCUUUAUUAAAAAAAAACAGUCUGAGGUUCAAGACCUUAUUCAAACUCAGGAGAAGAUUGCAGUUAGUCAAGCUGAACACCUCCUGAAGCAGAUGGAAGAGGAAAUUGCUGACCUUCAGAGGCAAGAUGAAGAGCUGCAGCAACUUUCCCUAACAGAGGAUCACAUUCACUUUCUGCAGCGUUACGUAUUGCUUACUGCCACUCAUGGAUCAUCAGAUUUACCAUCCAUCACUGUUAGCUCUGUCCUGUCCUUUGAUGAAGUAGCAAAAGCCAUAACUGAACUGAAAAAAAAUGUGGAAGAUUUUUGUAAAUCAGGAAUGGAAAAGAUUGAAAACAGAGUCAAGCAAAUUCAAAUCCUUACACCCAUGACUAGAGAGGAGGUGCUGCAGUAUUAUUGUGAGCUAACCAUGGAUCCCAACACUGCAUACAGACGCCUUGACCUGUCUGAGGGAAACCGAGCUGUGUCCAACCAGGACCGCGACCUACCUUACAAAGAUCAUCCAGAGAGGUUUGACUGGCCCCAAGUGUUGUGUGAGCAGCCAGUGUGUGGACGCUUUUACUGGGAGGUGGAGUGGAGCGGUGGAAAUGGUGUUAACAUUGCUGUCUCAUAUAAAAGCAUUCGCCGGAAGGGUGGCCACAAUGAGUGCUGGUUUGGCUGCAGUGAACAAUCAUGGAGGCUGUACUGUUCACCAUUUAGAUAUGCCUUUAGGCAUCAUGGUAAGGAGACAUACAUCCCCAAAACAAACAACUCCACCAGGAUUGGCGUGUAUGUUGAUUACAAUGCUGGUGCAUUGUCCUUCUACAGCAUAGCUGGAAAAAUGAUUUUGCUUUACAAAGUAAAGUGUGAGUUCACAGAGCCUCUCUAUCCAGGAUUUACUGUGUGGCCAGGAUCCAGGCUGACACUAUGUUCUCCUACAAAUGUCAAAUAGAGAGUAAUAAGAUUCUUGAACCCACAUUUUUAGUGUAGUUUACUGAAAGCAGUUUAUAUGUUAGUCAUUUUUCACUGUGGAAAAACAGGUGACCCAAUAUCAGCUAGGUGUCUUUGGUAUGCUGACAGUGAUUAUAAAAUUAAAAUGUAAAUUUAUAUAAAAUGUGCUUACAAAUAUCAACAAAUAUCAAAACGUAUUUGAAGUCAAAAUACUUUAUUUAAUAAUAUCCUAAAUGGUUUGUUAUUAGCAAUUAUUGAAAUAAUAGUUGCAGUGUCUAACAAAACUGCCUAUCAAAACCUUUUUUGAGACAUGCAUGUUCCUUGUAGUUAAUUAAUUUUAAUGAAUGAAAUAAAGUUAUGUGGACAGAUGUGAAACUUUCAGCUCUAACAGAAAAACAUAUGUAAGACAGAGAACAGGAGAGAAAAUGUUAUGAGACUGCCUACACCUACAGUCAAACAUAGAGUUUGAAACUUUAUGGUCUGGGGUUGUUUUGGAGCAUGAAAUGUUGUAGAUUUAUUCUGGGAGAAAGGAAUGCUGAACCAUCAUGGAUCUUGGCUAAUUAGAAACAACUUUACUAUACAAGAGUAGAAUGAGCCAAGCCAAUCUGCAAGUGUUAUUUAGACAAAAUCAGUCAGCUGGAGUGUUAUCUAUUAUGGAAUGGCUUGCUCAGUCACCAGAGCUAAAUCCUAUUGAACUGCUCAUUGGCAUGGCAAAGUAUUUCAGCUGAAUGUUUAGACAAGCUAACUUUCUGUACAUCAAAGGGGUGUAAAUCUGUUAUUCAUGCUAAGUAUUUUUCAGUGCACAUGUACAUUUAUAUUUUUGUUUGGUCAAAAUAAAUCUUCAUAUUGUUAAAUCAUCUAGUUUGUUGCAUUUUAAUGAAAAGAACAUGCAUAUGCCUCUCAGG
Silurus meridionalis is the source of this 5084-nucleotide messenger RNA. Its product is annotated as tripartite motif-containing protein 16-like. Gene Ontology annotation, molecular function: protein binding; zinc ion binding. NCBI's taxonomy places the organism in Eukaryota, Metazoa, Chordata, Actinopteri, Siluriformes, Siluridae. The record is from RefSeq and is a predicted model, not a curated record. The transcript has 7 exons. The coding region runs from base 2750 to 4180 and encodes 476 amino acids.